Messenger RNA from Aspergillus thermomutatus, 645 nucleotides. RefSeq lists its product as uncharacterized. The transcript has a single exon. Bases 1 to 645 code for a protein of 214 amino acids. Lineage: Eukaryota; Fungi; Ascomycota; Eurotiomycetes; Eurotiales; Aspergillaceae. The record is from RefSeq and is a predicted model, not a curated record.
AUGGCCCCAGCAGGAAAGGUGCCCCCUUCCCUUCCCGUCUGGUCAUUUCCCACUCGGCUAACACAAAAAGUCCUCUACACGAGAGAAUCUGCAAGGAAGGAGUAUUAUCCCAUUCCAGAGGCGCUCAACACGAUAGAUGUUCUCGACGUUCUACAUAACCACACCUUGCUCGCAAAUACAUUCUGGCCGUGGUCAGAGACCGAAGUGGUUCUGGAAAAGCGCGGUACAACUGAGCUUGUAAUCAGCUCAUCAGCUGCUAGCACUAGAGCGACAAUGAGCACGACAGCCGAGGGGAUAGUCUAUGAGGAGGAAAUGCCCCUGGGUCUCAAGAUGACGAUUGUUUACAGGGUUGCUGACAUGCAAGACCAACCGCGGGAGAAAGACUUUCCAGCUUCGGCUGGUCCAACGUCAUUAGCUGAGUCGCGCCUCUAUGUAGUGGAGGAGAGAUCGGUGGCGGCACCCAGGCCACUCUCAAUGCUUGUCAAGGUGAAGGAAGGGCCGAUCGAGAAGACCCCCCAUCUAGUCUGGCUGCUCAACGAACUGGGCCGGAACGGAAAGAACAUGACGGAAGCUUUGACUGGUUUGCGAGGCUUAGCGGGAGACCUGGAUGAUACGGGCGAGCCGGGAAAAGCCAAAGCAGACUGA